AUGAUCCUACAUGAGAUCUUCCCUGGCAUCUUCAUUGGAGAUCAAGAGGCGGCUGAUGCCUGUUUGAAGAGGUCCCGUCUCCGCAGUAAACGGGGCAUCACGGCAAUACUAAGAUGCAACGCUGUAGUUGAAGGGGAAACCUUGGCAGAGGCUCCUGAGGGGAUCGCUUUCGAAUAUGUGCCGCUAUGGGAUGAUGGUAAGGACGACAUCCUCCCACAUGUCGAUAAGGCUGUGGGGUUCAUGAAGUAUUGUCUCGACCACCAUGGCAAAGUGCUGGUCCAUUGCCAGGCUGGCAGAUGCCGUAGUGCGGCUGUGAUUUGCGCGUAUCUGAUGAAGGCAUGGGGUCUCGACUUUGACCUGGUCGAAGGGAUGGUCCAUGAGAAGGAGGAGGACAUUGAGGUAUCAGAGAAUUUCAGGCAGCAGCUGAGGCAGUGGGGAAGCACGUACAAGUUUGACAUGAGUCUCGACACAGAGGAGCACCAGCAGUAUUGGGCAGGCAGAAGAUUGGCUGAUUCAACUGCCGAGGGGGCUGUGAGUGAAGAGCCGAAGCAGGAGGGGUUCGACUGGCGGGGGGCUCUCUUCGAGUUGUAUAGGGAUGAGGUAGGGGAGGAGAAGCCUGAGGAGAAGGUGAACUACCUCCUUAGUAAGGUGGUGAACGCUGAAGAGCCGCAUGUGCUUUACCUACGUAUCUGUCGAAAGUAUAGUCUUUCAUUCGAAAGCCGACCGCAAGCAGUGCGAGAGGCAAUCCUUGCUUUACGACCUGGGAGGGGGACGAGACGACGACUACGAUGUGGCCGGUGUUCACGAACACUGUGUGGUGAUAUGAACAUUGUCCAUGGUGGAAAGGAGUGCACCAGCUACUUCAUAGAAGUUAUGGAAUGGAUGGUAGACGUUAUUAAGUCGACCAACAGCGGAGCGGAGUUUGUCGGCACGCAGACGCUCCUGUGUACCUGUGGGGCCAAGCUGGGCAGUUGGAAUUGGUACGGACUGAAGUGCAGCUGCGGGAAGUUCACAGCGCCGGCGAUGCAGCUGCAUGCAUCAAGAGUGGACGACUUGCCGAUACGGCCCGGGGAGGUUGUGAGCUUACCUAAACCUUAUUAUCCUACAGAAUGA
Molecule: messenger RNA, 1113 nt
Organism: Perkinsus marinus ATCC 50983
Lineage: Eukaryota; Perkinsozoa; Perkinsida; Perkinsidae
Product: dual specificity protein phosphatase, putative
Exons: 1
Coding region: 1-1113 (370 amino acids)
Biological process (GO): protein dephosphorylation
Molecular function (GO): protein tyrosine/serine/threonine phosphatase activity
Source: RefSeq, a predicted model, not a curated record